This is a messenger RNA of Nylanderia fulva, 922 nucleotides long. It is a transcript of the gene Arl8, whose product is annotated as ADP-ribosylation factor-like protein 8. The record is from RefSeq and is a predicted model, not a curated record. Gene Ontology annotation, biological process: protein transport; anterograde axonal transport. Gene Ontology annotation, molecular function: GTPase activity; GTP binding. Gene Ontology annotation, cellular component: lysosomal membrane. NCBI's taxonomy places the organism in Eukaryota, Metazoa, Arthropoda, Insecta, Hymenoptera, Formicidae.
UUCUCGAUCUGGGAAACGUCAGACGUAGCCUGACGGCGGAUACAGCGAGAUCUAUACGUCAAAAGGUUUAAGCGGGUCGUAAUUUGAAGGAGUUUCCAUUUUAACCUCUUCCGAAGCGGAGCUGGAUCUGAUCGCACGUAACAAUUCGACAUGUUGGCUCUUAUUAAUCGGAUCUUGGACUGGUUCAAGUCUCUCUUCUGGAAGGAAGAGAUGGAACUCACCCUCGUCGGUCUGCAGUACAGUGGCAAAACUACAUUCGUGAAUGUCAUAGCGUCAGGGCAAUUUAGCGAAGAUAUGAUACCGACUGUAGGCUUUAAUAUGCGCAAAAUAACCAAAGGCAAUGUCACUAUAAAAGUGUGGGACAUCGGUGGUCAACCAAGGUUUAGAUCCAUGUGGGAAAGAUAUUGCAGAGGAGUGAACGCCAUAGUUUACAUGGUGGAUGCAGCUGAUUCAGAGAAAAUCGAGGCAAGCCGUAAUGAAUUGCACAAUUUAUUGGACAAGCCACAAUUGUCUGGGAUACCAGUAUUGGUUUUGGGCAACAAAAGGGAUCUACCUCAUGCGUUAGAUGAGAACGGACUCAUAGAAAGAAUGAAUCUAUCUGCGAUUCAGGAUCGCGAAAUUUGUUGCUACAGUAUUUCGUGUAAAGAAAAAGACAAUAUUGAUAUUACGUUACAGUGGCUCAUAGCGCAUUCAAAAAGUGGAGUUCGCUAAUACUCUUAAAAAAUAUCCUAUUAUUUGUUAGUAUCGCGACGAAUCUUUGAUACUGAUAAUAGUAUUGGGAUCAAAUUGUAAAAUGAGCGUAUUGGGCAAGUUUUGUUCAAAUGUGUCAUUAUUGUAGAAAAUUACUUGAGCUUUAGCUGAUCUAAGUUGUGGAUGGUGCAGAUACCAUUAAAAUAUUAACAAAAGAAAAAAAACGGAAAAA